This is a messenger RNA of Piliocolobus tephrosceles (Ugandan red Colobus), 567 nucleotides long. RefSeq names its product coiled-coil domain-containing protein 25-like. The coding region runs from base 1 to 567 and encodes 188 amino acids. Lineage: Eukaryota; Metazoa; Chordata; Mammalia; Primates; Cercopithecidae. The record is from RefSeq and is a predicted model, not a curated record. The transcript has 3 exons.
AUGUACAAAAAUCACAUUAAAAAGAUCGUGGUGUUCUACUUCACCAGCGGCAUCGUUAAUUCAUCUGCCUGCACCAUUUACAUGGGAAAGGAUAAAUGUGAAAAUGAAGAUCUGAUCAAGCAUGAUUGGCCUCAAGAUAUCUGGUUUCAUGUGGCCAAACUCUCUUUGGCUCAUGUAUACCUUCGGUUGCACAAGGGAGAGAAUAUAGAAGACAUUCCAAAGGAAGUGCUGAUAGACUGUACCCACCUUGUGAAGGCCAAUAGCAUUCAAGGCUGCAAGAUGAACAACAUUAAUGUGGUAUAUAUGCUGUGGUCUAAUCUGAAGAAAACAGCUGAUGUGGAUGUGGGGCAGAUAGUAUUUCACAGGCAGAAGGAUGUAAAAACUGUGACAAUGGAGAAGAAAGUAAAUGAGACCCUAAACCGAUUAGAAAAAAGCAAAGUGGAGCAGUUCCCAGACCUAGCAGCAGAGAAAGAAUGCAGAGAUUGUGAAGAGAGGAAUGAGAAAGAAGCCCAAAUUCAGGAAAUGAAAAAGAGAAAAAGAAAAAAUGAAGAAGAGAGAAAUGGAUGA